UCUCAUGGCUGGAAGCUUCAAUGAUAGCGCCAUGUCCUUGUCUGCCAAGACCUCCGGAAUCAUUCUUCCUCUCAUCACCUUACCUGUUCUUCUUUUAUGUGGCCUCCUGCAUCCCCCAUUAGUUCUCGAGGGAAUCUGAAGAAGAGUCGAAGGCUAGCUGAGAGCUUAGCUUCCCUUUUCAUGUUGUAUACUCGUACAGAGGUCAACGAGUGUACCACUGUGUGAUCAUGGCGGGGAUGCUCCCUGGCGUGGAAUGCGCCCGGCGGAGGGGCUUCCAUCUCGGCGGUCCGGUGGAUUCGUCCACCAGUUCGAGGAGGUCAUCCUUUUGCUUGUACAGAACAGGACAUGAGGCGCAUCUGAGUAGUAGCUCCACGAAAAGAAGCACCUUGAGCAGAGAAAUCCAUGGCGAGGCACUCGGACACGUCGCAAGGGAAGCCAAGGAGAGGUUGGAUGCAAGACUACAGAUCAAGAGGCAUAAUAGCUUAGGGAGCGUGAAGCAGACCAAGAACGAGGGAUGUGGCCAGGGACACAAGCACAGGAUCCUUGGCUCUGUGCAGAGAGAGGUGUUCUCUUCCUCCAAGAAGAGCAGCAGGAAGUUUAGUUGGAGCAAGCUGGGGUGGAGGUCGUCGGAGCAGGCGGAUUGCGCGGUGUGCUUGGAGGAGUUCGAGACGGGCGAUAUACUGGUGCACCUGCCCUGCGAUCACAGGUUCCACUGGGACUGCGUGUUGCCAUGGCUAGAGAGCAGCUCUCACUGCCCAUGUUGCAGAACCACCAUAGUUUCUCAGUGAUCAUUUCUGCAGAUAACAUCGGAAUCAGUAAUCCGAGAAUAGAUUAAUGGUCUGACCUGCUGCCACUCGAGGCUUCAUCAUCGUGUUUAGACCCUAAACUGAUCCAAGUUGCAGUAAGUUUCUGCUGCUCUUGCGCAUGUUUGGUGGAACAUAAGCAGUAGGUUUCAAUGAAAGAUUAAGAUUAAGAUGUUCGUGUUGAUUUUGAUGAAGGAUGAGCACAAAGAAUUCCUACACCCAGUUGAACAUCCAAGUGUUUUGGUCAUAAUUCCUUCACUGGAUCCUAAAUGUUUAAUUACCAGAAAGAUAUUGAUAAUUUCAACACAGCCUUGUUGUUCA
Messenger RNA from Musa acuminata AAA Group (dessert banana), 1124 nucleotides. Its product is annotated as probable E3 ubiquitin-protein ligase RHY1A. Gene Ontology annotation, biological process: ubiquitin-dependent protein catabolic process. Gene Ontology annotation, molecular function: ubiquitin protein ligase activity. The transcript has 3 exons. NCBI's taxonomy places the organism in Eukaryota, Viridiplantae, Streptophyta, Magnoliopsida, Zingiberales, Musaceae. The record is from RefSeq and is a predicted model, not a curated record. Bases 228 to 788 code for a protein of 186 amino acids.